AUGGCCGUAUACCGACCACCAAACAUUCCGAGUGGAGCCGACGACUUGAAUUUUGGUCUGGUGAAGGAAGCUGCUAGCCACCAGGAGGUUCUUAUUGUUGAUGACUUCAACGCACCUGCAAUAGACUGGGACAACCUGACAGUGGAAGCGGCGUCAACUUCCUUAAGUUCCAAUUUAAUGGAUCUCAAGCUUGACCACCCUCUAGCACAGAGCGUUAAGGCACAAACUAGAUUCCGAGAGAACCAGAUAGCUAGUUGCUUGGAUCUAAUUUUUACGAAGGAUGUAUCCUACAUUGAUGAAAUGCAUUCAAAUGCCCCGGUCGGUGAGAAUGAUCAUACGACGCUAAUUUGGGAUAAUCUACUCAAUUCUCAACGUUUGAGGAAAACGGAGGACCAGCCGAAUAUAUGA
Messenger RNA from Dibothriocephalus latus, 408 nucleotides. Lineage: Eukaryota; Metazoa; Platyhelminthes; Cestoda; Diphyllobothriidea; Diphyllobothriidae. The record is from the annotation of a GenBank genome assembly.